AUGAGUUACUCCAAGCAUGAAGAUGGAGAAGUUGGAAUGAGUCUGCUUAACGAGUCAUCCCCUCGGGGUUCGACCUCCUCCCGGGCCGCAGACGACCUGGAAGCCAAUAACAAAGAGAUGGUCAAUACCACUCCUAUAGAGCUGGAGUACCAAACUCCCAUUACUGUCAAAUAUGGAUGGCUGUGUGCUCUAUUGCUUUUUGGCAUGUUGUUAACGGUCCACAAUAAGUUCAUUCUGGAGAAGUUCCCAUGCCCAUGGCUCUUAACUGGAAUCCAUAGCAUAUUCUCCGGAUUAGGAACACUUCUACUCCUCAAGCUCGGAUACUUCAAAUUAUCGAAACUCUCCAACCGCGACCACCUGAUCCUGAUCGCUUACUCGGUGCUCUUCAGCGUCAACAUCUUCUUUUCCAACUAUUCACUUUCCCUUGUCAGCCUUGCAUUCUUCCAAAUCGUUCGCAAUACAUCGCCUAUUUUCACUGUCCUUAUGGAGCGGAUCUUAUUCGCUCGUUCCUACUCUAUGGCUACUUACAUCGCCCUGGUACCAAUCGUUCUCGGUGCCGCCAUCACUGCCACUGGUGAUUUCAAGUUUACCAUCUUUGGCUCGAUCGUCUCCAUAAUCGGUGUUCUCUUGGGCGUUCUUAAGAUUAUUGUCACCAACCGUCUGAUGACUGGAUCCCUUGCGCUCCCCUCAUUGGAACUGAUUUACCGAAUGUCCAUUUACGCCUCUAUCCAAACAAUCGUCAUUGGGAUCUAUGCUGGUGAACUUUCCAACCUGGACCCAUCAACAUUCUGGAAUACCGAAGGCGAAUCAGUUCUACCAAUUACGUCCACCACAUGGGCGCUGUUCGGAAACGGCCUGUUGGCCUUUUUCCUGAACAUUUCAUCUUUCCAAGCAAACAAGGUUGCAGGCUCUCUGGCUAUCACAGUCUGGGGAAACGUCCGCCAGACUUUGACUCUAAUUCUGGGCAUUCUGUUCCUGGGAGACUUCGACUUGAAUCUGCAAACUGGGGCAGGAAUCAUCCUUGUGGUGGUUGGCUGUGCGUUCUACAGUAAAACGGAGCUGGACUCCAAAAAAAAGGACAAUAGAGGGUAA
Molecule: messenger RNA, 1092 nt
Organism: Penicillium subrubescens
Lineage: Eukaryota; Fungi; Ascomycota; Eurotiomycetes; Eurotiales; Aspergillaceae
Product: Drug/metabolite transporter
Exons: 3
Coding region: 1-1092 (363 amino acids)
Cellular component (GO): Golgi apparatus
Molecular function (GO): antiporter activity
Source: RefSeq, a predicted model, not a curated record